AUGGUUGCUGAAAGCAUGGACGAGCUGUUGAGCGUCUUUGCAGACGAAGAGUAUCUCCGAGUGGUGGUUCCUGAUGAAAAGAAAUUCCUCAAACGUGAGACGGCCAUUAUGAUGAUCGGGGAGGAGCAACCCAAGAAGGUGGACGGGAAGGUCAUGGUGGAUAUUGGCAGCUAG
Molecule: messenger RNA, 174 nt
Organism: Cladophialophora psammophila CBS 110553
Lineage: Eukaryota; Fungi; Ascomycota; Eurotiomycetes; Chaetothyriales; Herpotrichiellaceae
Exons: 2
Coding region: 1-174 (57 amino acids)
Source: RefSeq, a predicted model, not a curated record